AUGAUUAAAAAUAUAUUAAACCAAUUUAUUAAACUGUUUGGACAAGAAUAUUUAGGAGAAUGGGAUCCUAUAAAAAAUUUGACUGUCAAUUCGGUUACAUCUCCGGAGGUUCUUUUGACAAAUGUGCCAUUUCCGGAAAAACUUUUUGAAUUAGCAGAAUUACCUUUUGAGAUAAUUUAUUCGAAUAUAAAAAAUUUACGAAUAAAAUUUUUAUGGUCAUCUAUUUUCUCAAAUAGUAUUAGCCCUAUUAAUAUUUAUGCAGAUGAUUGUUUUAUAGUUAUAAAAUAUUCUUAUCCCAGUUUAUGGGAUACAGACAAAAUUAUGAACCAUCAGUAUAAACAAAAAAUUAAAAAAUUACAAAAAUGGAACAUUAUAAAUAUAUUAAAAGAUAAAAAAGAAGAUAGCUUUCUAAAAUCUCUACCUGUCAAAUUAGUCAACUCAUUAAGAAUAUUAGUGGAAAAUAUUCGAGUAGUAUUUUUUGAUAAUUAUAUACAUAGAAAUCCAUUUACCUUGGAAAUUUUUAUUAAAAGUUUUAAAAUUGAUGAGUUAAAUAAAUACAAAGUAAAACUGACUGAAGAAGAAAAAAAAAAUAUCAAAAAAAACUUAUUAAUAAAUAUAUGGAUAAGAUUAAUAGGAUUACAAAUCAUUUUUAAGGAAUACAAAAAAUCUAUUAAAUAUAGGAAACAACGAAAAAAGACAAAUCAGAAUAAUAUACAUAAUACGAAAUUUAUCAAAAGAAUUACCAAAGGGAAAAUUAAAGGUAUGCAACGAAUUUAUGAUCUUUUUUUGACAGCAAACGAGGAUAAAAUGGAUGGGAGUACAAAUUCAGUUAGAAAUUCAGUGAUACCCAAAUUAAAAAGAAAAAAAACUAACUUAAUUGAUGAGGAUGGAGUGGUUAAAUAUUUAUCCUUUAGUGACUAUGAUAUUGAUGACAGGAUAAAGGAAGGGUAUAUUAAAAAAAAAGUGAAAAAAAAUAAAUUUGAUUUCAAUAAUUAUAAUAAAGAAAAGGGUGAAAAUGUGGAAAACAAAGAUAAAGAAUUUGAAAUAAAGAAAAAUAUACCAUCUAAAAUAUUAGAUGAAAGACAAAAAAAGCGUAAAUUAAAGAAAGCAGAUUAUAAUUUUGAAAUUCCUAAGCAUAAUUCAGGUUUUCGAAUUACACCGAAUAAUGGAUUAGACUUACAUGUUAUAUUUAAGAAGUAUGAUAUAAAAGCUUUAAAUGGAUUGAAAGGUGAUUUAAAAUGUUUUAAAAAUGUUGAAUUGUCAUUUUUAAAUCAUAACAAAGAUAAUAAUGUAAAUAAUGAUAAUUAUUAUUAUAAAAAUGAUGAUGAAUAUAUUAAUCAAUCACUUUUUUGUUAUAAUUGUACAUCUAAUAAUACUAAUAUGAAUCCAAUCAUUGAUAAUAAUAUGAAUACGCUACUUUCUAAUAAUAAUGUUGACACAGAAAAAUAUUAUAACAAAUAUAAUUAUAUAGAUAAAUCAGAUUUAUUAGACUAUGAUAAAAUAAUGGAAAGAAGUUUUAUGAAUGAUACUCCGCCAAUGUUUAGUAAUAUUAAUACACAUCAAAGCUUAGACAUAUGCUUUACUUCAUCUUCUUUAGAUGCAUUUUAUAAUUUUAUAAAAUAUAUAGAAUUAUGGUUUUUGUAUAAAGGCGGUUGUACAAAAGUUUUGAACAUCGUUCCAUCAAUAGAAGAUUGUAUAAAAUAUUCAGAAUAUCGAAAAAUGCAAAAGAAUAAGAAUUACAAAGAUGAUGAGUAUAUUGAAAAAUUUAUUGAAAAGUUUGAAGCAUCCUGUCCUAUACAUUUAUUAAUAAAAUUGAAAGUUUUAUCAAAUGAUAGUAUAUAUGAUAAUGAAUAUUUUAAUAAUAAUGAAAAAUUUGGAAAAAGAGAAUGGAAGAAAUUGCUAUAUAAUUUUAUAAAAAAUAAAAAAGUAAACUCAUCUAUAAUUGAUGAAAAUUUAGAGAAACAAUGCAAAUGGUUUUCUCAUGAUAUGCUAUUUAAUUUAGUUAUACCUAAAAUAAAUUUUACAUAUGUUCCAAUAAAAUUUAAUCAUUUUAACGAUUCUAAAAUUAAAUUAAAUAAAUGUUUAUUAUCUUAUAAUAUAAACUGCUCAUUUUUAAUGAAACAAGAAAAAUGGUCUACAUUAAAAAAAAAGCAAAGUUUUUAUUUGCAUGAUUUAAACAUACAAUCUUUAUUUUCAUAUAUUGCAAAAGCAUCGACAAAAAGAAAAAAUUUUAUUAGCUACAAUAAAAAAAAAAAGUAUACUUAUUUUUUUAUUAAAAAGUUACCUAUUAUUAAUUAUUGCUUAUAUAAUGAGCCAACUUAUAGUUACUCGAAUUUUUACACUGUCUGCAACGAUCACGUAAAAAAAAAUCACAGUAUUGACAAUAAUAGUAGCAAUGACAUAUCAUUUCCAUAUAAUAAAUAUACAAAAGACGGUGAAAUAGGCAAUGAAAAAAAUAUAGAAUAUAUGAUGGAUUUUAUAGGUAAAGAAUAUGCACAUAAAGAUGGUAAAAAUCAUCAUAGUAUUGCAAAGAAUGGUAUAAUCAUAGACAAAGAUAGAUUUAUAGAUAAUGAGUUUCGAGCUAUUGAUAAUUUAUUUGGUGAAAAUGAUAACCAAGACAAUUUUGAAAAUAUAGAUUUAACUUCAAGCUCAUCAUUGGAUACUAUAAAUGAGUCAAAUCAAAACACAUGCAUGGGAAAUAUUAAAAAAUAUUCCAUAUGUAAUAAAUUGGAAAAUCAAGAAAAUGAUUUACAUAAUAUUAAUGAAUCAGAAAAUUUAGAAAAUAAUGGUGUAGAAAGCAUGAAAGUGUCUAGAACGGAAAAUUUGGACGUGACGACAGAUCAAGGGGUUGAGAACAGUAUAAACAAAUAUGUUCCCCCUAUAAAUGAUAAUACUCAAAGAAAUAGUGACACUAAUAAGAAUGGGAGAAGAAGUUUUUGGAAAUUUAUUUUACGAAAUAGUAGCAAAAUAAAAAAAACAACGAGUGAAAAUAUCAAAGAUGAGAAGGAAGAUAUAAUCGAUGAUAAAAAUUUCGAUCGAAUUAUUAACAAUGAGGUUUUCUUAAUUCCAAAUGCAACUAUUAUCAUGUUAAAAGAUUAUAGUAAUAAUAUAAGAGAAAUAGAUAUACAUAUUUGUAAAUAUGUAAUAAAUUUAAAUAAUUUAUUACCGAUUCUUAAUUUUAUUCCUAAUAGUAAUGUUUGUUUAGAACGUUUUUUAAAAUGUGAUAAUUACAUUGAUAAAGAUGUGAUCGAAACUAUUUGUCUAUGCAUAAGUGGUAGCUCUAAUAAGAAGAAAAUUAUCCGUGCCUUUUAUAAUGAGAUGAAAUUAUAUUAUGUGCACAACUCUUAUAUUCAAAAUGAAAUAGUUACUUUAAAAAAAUAUAUUAAAAAAGCAAAGAAGAAAAAAAAAUUUACUAAAAUUUAUAGUCAGGAGAAUUUUAUUGAGCAUGAUGAAAUUGUUGAUCCAUUUAAAUCUAUAGAUGAAAGAAAUGAAAUUAUGCUCUCAAAAAAUAAAACAAAAGACAGAGAACAUAAGAAAGGCAAAUAUUCUGAAACGUUUUCACUUCGUAAAUUACAUACUUUGAAUAUACAGGAAAAUGAGAAUAACAAUUUUGAUAACACUAAUAGUCAGAAUAAUAACAAUUCACAUUAUGAAGAGAAGGAUAAAAAUGUUUAUAGUCCUUAUAUAUCACAUAAUUUAAAUGAAUAUCAGUCUUGUGAAAAUUCCAAUUUUCAUGCUGUAGAAUAUAUUAACAGAAAUAUUAAUGACAAAGAGUAUAAUAGACAUAUAAAGAAAAAUCUUUUUGAUAUUGAAAAUAAUGAAAAAAGAGAUAUAAUGAAUAUAAAUAAUUUAAUUUUUAAUAAUUUGUUUGUACCUCAAAAGAAUUUGUAUCAUACAAAAAUAAAUAAUACUUUUUGUUAUUUAAAAAAAAAAGAUUUCCUUUAUUCUAUCAAAAAUAAUUAUUAUAAAUUUUUAAAAAAAUAUGUUGAAUAUAAUAAAAAUCAUAUAAAAAAUAAAAAUAUAUUAUCCAUCGGAAUGUUUUUAAAUAUAAAGAAUUUUUUUGUAUUUUAUAAUAAGGACGAUUCUCUAGUAUAUUUACACACAAGUUAUAUUUAUGCCAAGCAUAUUUUUCAUUCCUCUUUUUUUGAUAAUAAAAAUUAUUGUAUUAAUAAGGAUGAUGUAGGUUAUAUUACUAAUCAAAAUAGUAAGCAGUUUGAAAAUAAGACACAUGAAAGUUCUAUUGAAAAUAUUAACAACACAGUUGAUAUUAAUGGAAAUUACAACAACAAUAAAAAUGAUGGUUAUCUAUCGGGAGAACAUGGAUACUUAAAAAGUUUUCAAGAUCAAAAAAAUAAUAAAUCUAUGUUUAUUUGCAUAAAAUCAUUAAAAAUGAAAAAAAAUUCUAAUGUUGUGUCUUUAAAAAUGAAUAGUGUCGAUUUUAACAUAAAUGAGAUAUGUGUUUCUCUAUUGAGUAUAUACAAAAAUAUUGUUUCAUUUGAAUAUUUUGAAAUAAUUAAAUUAAGAAUUAAAAUAUUUCAGAAAAUAAAACAAUUUGUAAUAGUAGGAAAUAAAAAUACGAGACAUCUAACUAUGUAUAAUAUAACAAAUGAUGUAUUAUACAAUGUUUUGAAUAAACACAUUUUUAACAAUAUUAAUAAUAUAAAAGAAGAGAAUGAAAUAAAAAGUAGCAAGAUAGAAAAUGGUGAAAAUGUUGAAAAUAAUGAAAAUCCACCAAAUAAAGAAAAAGUAAUUGAUUUAAAUAAAAAUUAUGAAAAAUAUUUAAAAAAUUUAAUUAUAAAAAUGUUAGACAAUGAAAAAACAUUAUAUAGAAAGGAAGAUUUUGAAAAAAUAUUUUAUAUGAUAUUAAGUAAAAAAAAUCAAAAAAUAAGUAAUAUAAAAAAUGAUAAUUCUCAAAAUACAAGUUCUCAAAACACAAAUGAUGAUCUUACUAACCAUAACAAUAGUGAAAAAAUGGAUAUUUCUAACAAUAAUAUAGAAAAUUUAAAUUCCUCAAGUAGUAUUAAUGACAUUAUGGAAUAUUUAUAUUCAAAUAAUAGAAAGGAUGAAGAAAGUAAAACAAGUAAUAGAUUUAUAUUGAAGAAUUUACAAACAUCUAAAUCUCUCGAAAUAGAAGAAGAUUGCCAUACUAUAAAUAAAGACAAUUCAAAUUUGGAUAGUAUUGAUUAUGAAAAUAUUGAAGACUCAUUCAAUAAUUCAGCUUAUUUUCACACAAGUACAGAUCAAUCUUCUUAUUAUUCACAUAAUGGUAGUGAUGAUUAUAAAAAAAUUAAUCAGAAUAUUGAAGAAUUAAAGGAAGACAAAAUAAUAGCACCGGUAAACAAUUGCUAUGAUAAAAAAUCUAAAUAUUUAAAUUUAAGAGAUUUAUUUAAUUUCGAUCAAAAUAUAUGUAAAAAUGAUGAAACUAAUAAUGACAAUACUGAAUUAGUUGAUGGUGAAGACCCGAUUAUUUCACCAAAUAUACCAAAACUAAGCAUACCCAAAAUGGACGUUGAAAAAAAUGCCAAAAUCGAAGAAGAAACAAAAGGAAACGAACAAAAUAACAAGCAAUCAUUAUUUUUCUUUUUAUUAAUAAAGAAAAUAAAUGUCUAUAUUCCCAAUAAAAAUGAAGGAAUGUUUCAAAUUACAUGCAAUGAAUUAUUGAGCGAAUUUUCACGAACAUGUGCAGAAAUAAAUAUGUCAAUGAAAAUGGGUUCAUUGUAUUUAUUUUAUUUAAAAACCCUUUUUAACGUAAAAAAUGAAUCAAAUAUGUUAUGCCAAUUAGCUAAAGAAAUCGAUAAUAAAAAAUGUCUAGAGACAGAAUCAUAUAUAGAAAGAAAAACGAUAAAUCAAAAUAAAUGCAAAAAAUAUGUUAUUCUCACAGACACAAUAUCCAACAUAUUAUGUGUAUCAAAAUCUAAAUUAAAAAAGAUGAACAAAGAAGAGAGAAAUAAAAUAAAGAAAGAUAUACUUAAUAAAUAUGUGUGUAUUUUAAAAAAAAAAAAAUUUAAAUUAUAUAUUGAUUAUGAGAAGAGAAAGGGGAAAAAUGCUAAUAAUACAUAUACUAACGAUAAAAAGAAUAGAGUAAUAUUGAAGCCUCAGAUACAUUUAGAUAUACAUAUAAAUAAAGAAAAUAAUCAAAAAGUGAUAAAAUUAUCUUUAAAUAAUUUUAAUUUUUUUUAUAGUUCGACAUUAUUUGUUUUGUUAUAUGAUGUAAUGAUGAAUUUAUUUUUAUGUCAUUUACAAGAAAAAGAAAAAAUGGACAUACUUAUUUAUAAAUAUGGGUCUAUUAUAAAAAAUAAUUUUUAUUCCUAUAUAUUAUCAUCUAAAAAAAAUAUAAAGUAUUAUGACGAUUAUAAUAAGAAAAGCCUUUUACAACCAUAUUUAGACACAGCAGAAAAAGGACGUUUCGAAGAUAUUCAAUGUCUUGAAAAAUGGAUUAGUAGUCAAUCAAUUAUUGAUAACUUAUGUUCUUAUAAUAGCAGCAGUGAGCAAAUUAAUGAUAUUACAUAUUUAGAUAAUGAAGAAUAUCACAAUGUUAGCUCUUUAUACAAUUUAACUAAAAAUCGAGAUUCAAAUGGAAGUAUAAUGGAUGAUACUUUUUAUUAUGAUUUACCAGAUAAUAAAAAAAAUAUAUGUAAAAAAAUAAAUUUUGAUAAUCUUGAUAAAAAAGAUGAAGAAAAGAAUAACGCAAUAGAGGAUGAAGGAUGCUUGAGUGACGAUUUGGAUCAGCUUGAAAAUGGAAAUAUGAAAGCUGGUUUAUACAAUCAGUUAUAUUAUUUAGAAAAUGGCGAAAAUAAAAUGAACAAACACAUUAAACAAAAAUAUAUAAACUCUAUAGAAGGAAAUAAUUUUCAAAGUUCAUGCAAUAAUAUGAAUAAAUCAGAAUUAAAUGGAGAUACAAAAGAAAAUACAAAUUCUAUUGACUUUAAUACUAUUGAUAGUUGUAUAUUAGAUUCAGUAAAGUAUAAUUCUAUUAAUAGCAAUGCUAAUGCUGAAGAAAGUAAUAGUUAUUUCGAACAUAAUUGUCAAUUAGGUAAAGGAAAAAAAGAAGCAAAUAAAAACUAUUAUAGCAAUCGAAAACGCUUAGAUGAGAUAUUUCAUGAAAACUUAAGGAAUAAUUAUAAUAUUUUAGGAAUAAAAAAAAAUAACGCAUUAAAAGGGUAUUAUAAAAGGAAUGAUAAUGAAAAAAUAUAUAAUCCUAAAGAAAAAAAUUCCGAUACACUUAAUAAAUACGUGGAUAGAUACAUAAAUUCUUACAACAAUAAUACCUUUGAUCAAGACAAAACAAAUAGUCAUUUGGAAGAUAAUAGUUCUAAGAUUGAAGAUAAUAAGAACAAAUCAGGAAAUGUGAAAUUAUUUGUAUGCUCAGAAAAUGUAAAUAUUUGUUAUCUUAUUAAUUUUUAUAGAUUCAAAUAUAUUUACAAAAAAAAAUAUAAACUUGGUGCAUAUAUGGAUAACUAUGUAAAUAUGAUGGAUAGUUGUUCUAACUAUUACAAAAAAAAGACACACAAAAAUAAAAAUGCAAAAACAAAUGAAGAAACAAAAGAUUAUUAUUAUGGAGAUAACAUUGAUCACAUUGCAAUAAUGAAUAAAGAUUUGUAUAAUUUAAAUUUUAACUUUUUAUUCAAAUUUGAUUACACAUUUAUUGAAAAUAAGAAGAAAGAAAUUAAAGUGUUUUUUCCAUUUUUAUACAUUUUAUUUAUGAAAAAUUUUAAUUAUGUAAUUUCUCAUUUAACAAUAGUAGAUGUAAAAAUGAAUUCAGAGCUUGAAUGUAUAGUACAUAAGGAGAAAAUUAAAAAGCCCAAAAGAAGUAGCAAACAGAAUAAACAAGAUGAUAAUGAAAAUAGUAGAGAAAAAGAAUCUGAAAAAAAAGAAGAGGAUAGGAAUAAUUUUAAUAAUUCUGCUAAUAUUUAUACAUUUGAAGAUCAAAAUUCAUUUUUGGAAAGUUUGUGUGAUAAAAAUGAUUUGAAUGAUAGUGCAAAAAUAAACAAUCAAUAUUAUUACGAAGAAGAAAAUAUGCUUACAAAUAAUUUUAUUAAUACGAAAGAUAUAGCAGAAAAAUAUAAUACUAGCAAAUUAAAUGAUUUUAUAAAUUAUAAAAGAACAAAUAAAAGAUCGCGUACUCUUAAUUUUCCAAUGAGAAAAGGUUACACAAAUAAUAACAACACUAAUGAUAAAUUUAUUAAUAAUAAUAUGUCUAUUCAUAGGCAAUAUUCAAGACAUAGAAAUAGAAACCAUACAUUAAAUCCAAUAUGCAGACAUAAAAAUAUUGACAAUAUGACAGAUAUCACACCAUAUAAUAAAGAAAAUGAAAAUAUAAAUAGUGAUAUAGAACAAGAUAAUAUGAAUCUUUUAAAAAACCACAGGAUACAUGCUGAUUCUUUAUAUAAUGAGUCUAAUUUAAAAAAUCCCAAAUCUUAUAUAAGUCGUUUAUUUAAUUAUAGCACUAAAAAUUCUAUAAUUGGUAAUGAUGAAAAGAAAUAUGAAAAUGAUCAGGAGAAUAACAUGACAAAUAAUGGUGAUAGAAAUAUACCACAGGGAAAUAAAAUAAUGAACCGUUUUAACUCGGUAAUAAAUUUUAUGAAUAAAAGUAAUAAUUCAUUUAAAGAUGUUAAUAAAAAAAGUCGAAAAAACCCUUUAAAUAUUAAUAAUUUAAAAUCGAUGGAAUAUAAGAAAGAUAGUUAUAAAGCUAAAGGACAGGAUUUAGACAAUCAAAUCGAUACAAUAAGUUUUAUGGAUAUUCAUAAUGAUGAAAAACGAAUUGAUAUAAAAAAUGAUCAAAAAGAAUCCGUAUGCUUCGGUCAACUUAGGUCUAAUUCUUAUACAUCCAUAAAUAGAGAUGUUAGAUUUUCUCCUUAUGAAGAAUAUGAUAGAUAUAAGAAAAUAUCACAAAAUAAUAACCAACCUCGCAGAAGUGUACUUAAUUUAAAUGAAAAAAUUAAGGCUAUAAAAAACAGAAGUAAAGUGAAAAAUAGUUUGAAUUUAAAAGAUAAUAAAUCCAGUGGGAUGAGCACCUAUAAUUCAUCACAAUAUAAAAAUAAUAUUAAUGAACUAAAUAAUGAUUGCGAAUAUUUUUUGAAAGACAAUGGUUUAGACAAUUUCGAUAUUAUAACAAAAGAAGUUUACAAUUGGAAUUUAUCAAACUGUGAAUUAUCGAUAUAUAAUAUAAAUUUAUUCAGCUGUAUAUAUUUGAGAAGAUUAAAAAAAAAUGGUGAAACAUUGCUAUAUCCAUUAAUAUAUAAUUAUAAGAAUUCUAAUAAUUCACACGCAGCUAAUUUUUACAACAGUUAUAGUUUUGAAAAUCAAAAUGAAUAUAAUAAUAACAGUUUGUUUGAAAAAGAAAGUCAUGGAAUAUAUAAUAAUAUAAAAAAUAUAAAUUAUAAAGAUUAUAUUAAUAACAAUUAUGUUAUUCAAAAGGAAUUGAAAUUUAUUGAUUAUAUUAAUAAAUUAUAUAACUUAGAAUGGUUUAACAAGUUUAAUGUUCAUCAUUUGCAUAAUAUUAAUAAAAUUAAUUCAAAAUUUUCUAAUUUUAUUAGUAUCAACAAAAAAUUUGGACAUAUUAAAAAAUAUAGUAAUAAAGAUUAUUUACCAAAUGAAGACAAUGAUAUAAUAUGUUGUUAUGCUCCGAUAUUCCAUAAAAAUGUUUCAUUAUCGUAUAGAAAUAUUUACAAAUUUUUAUUAUUAUCAAGAUAUUAUGAAAAUGUUUCGAAUAUAAAUAAGCUAGAAAAUAAAAUUGAAAAAUUAAAGACACUCAAAAAGGGAAAUCAAGCAGAGAGAAGCAACUCUAUUCGUACUAAAAACAAAAAAGAAAUUAUCCUAGAAAAUGAAGCAAAUAAAAUCUUUAAAAAUCAUCAAUUUACACAUUUGCCGAAUAAAAAUAAUAAUGGUAUAAAUCAUGAAAAUAAUGAUAUUCCAAUGAAAAAAAAAAAUAUAGACAAAUAUGAACAUUUAAUGACGAAAAAAAAUAUUAAAACUUCUAAAAUUGGGGAUAAUUUUUCUAAUGAUGUAAAUAAUAAUAUUUAUUAUGAUCAAUGGAAUUUUCAAAAUAAUAAUAAAUAUAAUAUUUUUAAUAAUUAUUUAAUAUAUAAAAAUGAUUUUUUAAAACACCAUUCUUGGAAAGAUAGUCAUAUUUAUUUAUCAUUAAAUGCUAUCAAUAUUGAUAAAAAAGCUAAAGAAAAUGGCAAAACAUUAAAAUUUUAUAUUAAUAUAUACUCAUCUACCAUAAAUAUAGACCCAUAUUUCUUGUCUACUUACAACUUUUAUCUGUUUAACAAUUUAAAUAAAAGUUUAAUAAUGCAUGAUAUUGAAGAAACAAAGAAAUAUUUUAAUCGAAGAUAUAAAAAAAUUAAGAAAUAUUAUAGCCAAUUUAAGGAACUAAGUAAUAAUAAUACAAAUAUAAUUGAUGAAUCAGAAUAUGGCAAACACACAUCAAACAAUUUUACAAAUACUAUGGAAGUAAAAUAUUCUCAAAAAAAUAUAACCCCUGAUUUUAUAACAAAACAAAAUAAUAGCGAUAUUGAAAAAGACAAGUUCUAUAAAGACAAAGAUUUGAUGCCAGACUUUGUUGAGAAUGACAAGCUAUACAAAUUUAUGAAUGGGCUCAGUAGAAUUUCUUCAAAAAUUAAGGAUAAAUUGAAAAAUAAUAAAAUUAUAGUUAAUAUUGAUAUAAAUAAUAUCGAUAUAAAUAUAUUAGAUUGUUCAUAUAUUUAUGACUGUAAUUACUUAUUAAUAGAAAAUGGGCAUCCAUUUUAUAAAAAUAAUUAUAUUUAUAUAUCUAAAGAACAGUAUGAAAAAAUAAAAAAAGAAAAAAAUCAUAAUUCUGUUAAUACCUUUGGCUGUAUUGAAGGUGAAAUGUUUUCAAACACAUUGAAUGAAUUAGUUUUCACAAGAUUUACAAAUUGCUAUGAUGAUAAUAGUUUUUAUGUUAUGUGCAUUAAUGAGAAAAAUGUAAAGAGAAUAUCUGUCCAAUUAUCUUCUAUAGUUUUAUGUAAUAAUAUUAAUAAAUAUAAUAAUUUAAAUGAUGUAUUAAGUAUAAUAAUAUAUAAAUAUAGAAUGAAUUUUUCAACUCUUAAAUUAAACAAAAUAAAAAACCUUUCUAAAAGUUUAAAAUAUGAUUUACAAUAUAUAUUAGAAGAAAUCGAAACUGAUGAUAUGCAUAUAAAGAAAAAAAACAAAGAUCAAAAAAAAGAAAAUGGUAAAACAUAUGAUGUGUAUAGUGGUGAUACAAAUUCAUGUAGUAGUUCAGGUGUUUAUCAAGGUACUAUUCAAAAAAGAAAUAAAAUGAAAAUAAGGCAUCAAAAAAAUCGAAAAAAAAAAUUAAAUAUAAAUAAUAAAAUUAGGCGUUCAUACAGUAACAGUAUAUUUUAUAAUGACCGUCUCAAAAGUGACCAUAUAAUUGACAUGUCUGAUUUUGAUAGUAAUAACUUAAAAAAAGAUAAUGAUAAUAAUGAAAUUUAUUCUUAUUCAUCUUUGAUGUAUUCUUCCUUUGAUGAUUUUGAAGACACAGCACAUGCCUUAAAUUCUUCGAUGUCAUUUGACGAAAGCACAAAUAGGAAAAAUUACAAAAAUAAUAAAGAUUGUUUGAAUAGGUAUAUGAAAGGCAGAAGGAAAAUGUUUAAUAGAGAACGUGGCAGUUUUUCUGAUAGUAUGUGUAAAAUAAAUUAUUUAUCAAUAAAAUAUAAAAUGCUAAACAAAAUUAAGGACGAAUCUAAUCAAUCUAGUAGAUCAAACGUAGUUGAUCAUUUUCAAGAUGUAAGAAAUAGUAGUAGACAACAUUUGAAAACAAAUUUAAGUAAAAAAAAAUAUAUUAAAAAGAAGAAAAAAAUAUUGAAUAACUAUAUUAAAAAAGUAUAUAAUAAGUUAACUGAAAAUAAUAGAGAUAACUUAUUUUUUUAUGAAAUUACUCAAAAUAAUAAAUGGGUUAUUAAUCUUGAGAAUGUAUUUUUUUCCUUGCCGUCAUUUAGUAAAGGUUUUAAAUUAUCAUUUUACAUAAAUAAGUUAAUUAUAUAUGAUUACAACCAAAUAAAUAUAUGCAACAAUAUUUUUCAAUAUCGUUUGUUUAUAAAGAAUGAUGCAGAAAAAGAGUAUCUCAAGUUAUGUGAUAAAAUACUAAAUAUAUACGAUUAUUUACAAAAAAAUGAUAAUACUCUUAAAGAUAAUUUUAAUAAAAAGAACUAUAUGGAAACAUUAAUGAAGGAAAUAUAUAAUAAUCAACUUUACAUAAUAGGAAAUGAAAAUUAUAAAAGUGCUAAUUUAAAUAUAAAUGUGAAAAAUACUAGAUUUACAUUACAUAAUAAAACAAUUAUGAAUUUAAUAAAUUAUUUUACAGAAAUGAUAAGUAGUGUUUUUUCCUUUUUAUAUGUUUAUGUAAUAUAUCCAGAAGUCUAUAUAUCCGAUUUAAUAGAAAUUGCAUCAGGUAUUAAUGUAGACAAUUUUCAAAAGGGAUUAUUGUUAUAUAACAAUUUAUUACGUAAUUAUAUCAGUGUAUCUAAAAACAAACAGAUUAAGAAUAAUAAUAAAUUUGAUUUCUUUUAUAUGAAUUUUAUCAAUAAUGAUAAUAUUGAUGCUCAUAGUAGUGAUAUUAGUCAAAAUGAUUAUAUUACUCCCGAUCAAAAGAGGAAAUCAAAUAAUUAUUUACCACAUAAAUCACAGGAAAGUGAAGAAAAUAAAUUUGCUGAUAAUAAUUUAGACAAUAUAUUUAGAGAAGAAUACAAAAAUCGAAACAAGACAAUCAAUUAUGAUAAACAUUGUAGUGGCAAUAAGAAAGAUAUUAUAGAAAUGUCUGGAAAGGAUAGUGAUAUAAAAUCACCAUCUACUAUUAAUUGGUUAUCUAAAUUUUUAUUUACUUAUAAAAAUAAAAUAAAUUAUAAAACUUUAUUCAUAAACAAGUAUGAUUGUCAAAUUAGUAACCCCAAAUACUUAAGAGAAUUGCCAGAUAAAAAUUAUUAUUUAUUAGCAUUUAUAAAUAGUAACUUAAUAUUCUUUUUAUAUUUCUAUUCUAAAUAUAAAACGGUUUUAAAUUGUUCAUCGAAUGAAAACACAUUCAAUCAUGAGUGUAAUUAUACGUACCCUAUUAAAAAGAUAGAAUUAAAUAAAUCAUUAGUUAAUAAAAAUAAAAUGUAUGAAGAAAUUUCAAAACAGCAAAAAUUUAUGAUGCCAAAAAAAUCGAAAGAAAAAUAUAAAAAUAAGUCAAAUGCAUAUUCUAAUAAUACUUAUGCUAGUAAGAAUAGUUACAAAAUUGGUAGAAAACAUAGUACAAAAGAUCAAAUAAAAGUUAACGAUUCCAAAAUAAGAGAAAAAAGAAAGAAGGAAAAGAAAAUUCAAAAAAUGGAAAAAUACAAGUCUUAUAUAAAAAAUGAUAACAGUCAUAGCACCAAUUUAUUUAAAUCGUUUAAUACAUAUAAUGCAUAUAAUAAGAAUAUAAAAUCAAAUCGACAUCGAAAUACUUUACGAAUAAAAGAAACUGACAAUUUGCACGCCUUAGAAAAAGAGGAUGAUUCUUAUGAAAUGGAUAAAGAAAACCAAAUUAAAAGUAAUAAAAAAAUAACUAUAAUGGAUAUAAACGAUGUUGAUAUUAAAAGUGAAAAAACAGAAAAUGGUAAUAGUUUAAAUAAUUUAAAAAAUAACACAGCGCAAAUAAAAUAUUCUUCUUUAGAUUAUGAAAAUCCAAAUACAAAUCAUAUAACAAAUGCAAACACAAAUGAUAGCAAAAAUGCAAAUGAAAUAAAAGUGCUGUCUAGAAAAAUAAAAACGACCUUUCAAAAAUUGUUUACUAGGAAAUUAUCGCUCCCCAAAUUAUAUAAAAAUGAAAAUGAUGAAAAAAAAAAUAAAGAUAAUAGUGUCAAUAAUAUGAUAAAAUCAAAAAAUCAAAACAAAUACUUAAAGCAUGUUAGUACAAAUACCAAAAAUGAUAGACUUAAAAAAAAUGAACAAAAUAUUUUAAAUGAUAAUUCAUUCUGCUUUACUAGUAUAGAAAAUUUUCGUAAAAAACAUAUAGAUUUAAAAAUGUCUAUAAACCAUUUUGAAGUUUGGAUAAUUCAGGAUGAUUUAUCAAAUCAUAAUGGUGAUAAAGUAAAUGGAAUAAAUAUGAAUUACUUUUUAAAAAAAAAAAAACAAAAAGAUAAAUAUUAUUCUGAUAAAUAUACAAACAAUUCAAAGUCUAUGGAAUCGAAGGAUGAAAAUGAAAAUAAUAAAAAUGUAACUGAUUUAUUACAAAAGGGUAAUUUGAAAAAAAAAAGUAAAAUAACUACCAAAUCAUAUAGUAAUAAAAAAUUGUCAGAUGACAUAGUACACAAUUCCAAUAAAUCAAAUAUUAAAUCUUUUAGUUCUAGUAACUCAGAAGAAAAUUUAAAUACUUUAAAUAUGGUAAAAUUAUAUAGGAAUAAUUUUAAUACAUAUAUGAGCAAACAUAUUAAUAGACAAGUAUUUUAUAUGGCGAAAAAAGUAAAAUUAUCUAAAAAUAAUGAUGAAAAUUUAAAUGAUAAUUCAGUAUGUGAUCUUAUGGGUAAUACAAAAAGUAUUGAUUAUAAGGAAUAUGGAACAAAUACUAAUUUUUCAAAAAAUAAAAAAACAGGAAAUAUUGAAAAUCGAAAAUUUACUAGAACAUUAAGUGAUGAUAAUACAGAGAAACAUUAUAAUGGAGAUAGCAGUGAAAUUGAUGUAUCUGAUUUGUCCAAUUCAUAUGACUCUUCAUUAUUGGGAAGUGAUUAUAUAGAUGGAAAUAAAAAAUUUAAAUUAUCUUAUCUAUUAGAAAAGACGAAACAAUAUAAUAAAAAAGAAAUAAAUCUUGAUGAGUUGUUAGGAAAAGAGAAUGAAACGUCUAAAUAUUCAUUAAUAAAGAAAAGAAAAAUAGAAUAUUUAAAAUGGAAAAAAAAGAAAAAUAUAAAUGACAAUAAUAGAAAUAUAUGUCUAGCUUUAUUAUUUAGUACAACUAUCUAUUUUAAAGAACACAAAAACAGUGAUUCAUUAAAAUUCAGAAUAGAGCUAUAUAAUUUUAAUAUAAUGUUAGGUAAAUGUUAUAAUUUUUAUGAAAUACAUAAUAAACUAAAAUUAUAUAAAGGCAAUAAUAAUUUGAAUGUCUUUCCAUACAAUUCUAUCGCCCUUGAUUUAAAUUCUCCAAACAAAAGGAGAAUAAAAAAUAGUGUUUACAAAAAUGGGGAAUAUAUAAAUAUAGACGAUUACAACUCUGUUAAAAAAAAACUCGAAUAUGGAUUUUAUGAUAAUAGCAAUUUUUAUAAUAUAUAUUAUAACGAAAUGCAAAAUAUUAAAAUUGUAAAAAAAUAUUUAAAACGCAAAAAAGAAAUAAAGAAACAUCACAAUGGUUAUUGCAAUUACCAACAUGAUGAAGAUUAUAAUGAUAUUUAUAAGGAUGAAGUUAAUAGACUUAGAGAAAAGGAAAUGAAUUAUCAAGGGCGUGAUUUUAAAAACAAAAAAUUGUCAUUAGAAAAUAGCAAUUUCGAUUAUGGGCCAUAUCUUUCUAAUUAUAAAAAUAAUAAUAUACACAAUAAUAAAAUGAGAUACAUAAAUAAUUCUAAAAAUUCUAGCGUUAAUGAAGAUGAUAAUUAUGACAUUACACCAUUUAAAAAUUUCGAUAAAAAUGAAAUGAAAAGAAUUUCUCAAAUAAUUCCUGAUUCUUUUGGCAUGGUAAAUAAUUUGAACAAAGUAUUGUAUAAAGACAGGUAUAAUAUAUUUUUAAAUCGAAACAACAAUAUAUUUAUGCCUAAUAUUAAAGAUGAAGAUGAUUGGCUUUUAAAUAUAAACUAUGCAACAUUAAAUAUAAAUUCACAGAGGUUAAAAAAUAUAUUAAACAUAGCAUUUUAUGAUUUGCUAGUAAAUAUUACUAUAGAUGACAUAAAAGAGUUAUAUAAGCUUCAGAAAAAUUUUAUUUAUAAUAUAUACUUUGCUUCCUUUUAUAAAAAUUAUCUUGGAUUUAUUAAAAAUAUACAUAUUAAUCCAUUUACAGAUAAAAAAAACAAAUCUAUUAUUCAAAAAUCAAAUAAAAAAUUACUGAUGAAAAACCUUUAUUUGAAAAAUAUUGCAACCUUGAAUAAAUUGAACAAACAACUUGUUCACAAAAAAUUGAAGCUAAUGAAAAGGAAGAAAAUGAAAGAGGAAAAAGAAAAAAAUAAUAUCACUUCAAAAGACAAUGAUGUAACAAAUUUGUUCAAAAAUCGUGAACAAAGUAAAUAUAAUAAUGAAUACAAUAUGGUACUUGAAAGAGAUGAUAAUAAUUUACUAAAUAGGCAUGAUAAUGAUUAUGACAAUGUAGAAGAUGGUACAUAUAAUGUAAGUGCACGAAAAAAUAAAAAUGAUAAAAAAUCGAUAAUGUUUAGCAACAAUGUUGAGGCAUUCGAGGAAGGAAAAUGGAAAAAUAGUUAUGAUGAAGAUACAGAAAGAUACACAUUUAAUGGAAAUUUACACAAUUUAAUAAAAGAAAAAACAAUAUUUGUUCAUAAUAUAAAUGAUAAUAAAUAUAGUGAAGACAAAUUAAAUAUUACGUAUAAUGUUAGGAAAAAUCUUUUAGCACAAAAUUAUAACAUAUAUUUAAAAUUAGUUGAUAGUUAUAAUAAAUUACAAGAUAUAAUAGAUAUAGAAAAUAUGAAUACAAAAUACAUUGAUAUUAUUCAAAAUUUAAAAGAAAAAUAUGUUUAUAUUGAAUUGUAUAAGGAAAAGUUGUAUUAUUUAUAUAAUCAUUUAUAUGCUAUAAUUACGGAUAUCAAUAAUGAAAAAAAUAUUAUCUGUCGUGGUUUAAUUUUCUUAAAAAUGUUAAAUUGUUUUUAUACAUAUAAUAAUAAAUAUAUAGACAAUUUAUUUUAUUAUUUAUUCAUUUAUUCAAAAUAUAACAAAUUCCCAUAUUAUUUAUGUAAUAUACCAAAAUAUUUUGACUACAAAUAUUUUCGAUAUUUUACAGAUGAAAUACGUAAUACAAAUAUUUACGAAUAUAUUAAUAGCAUUAAUAAUAUAAAUUAUAAUAACAAAGGACGAAGCACAUACAUUUCCAAAAAUGCUACAUUUAAAAACGAUUCUACUGAAAAUAAUAUUUUCGAUUUAAACAAAAAUAGUAAUAAUAAAAUUAUAAAUGAAAACAUGUACUUACAAAAGGAGAUUAAAAAAACUAUUAAAAAAGAAGAAGUUAAAGAAAAUAGUUCAACCCCAAAAAAUUUAUCAAGUCUUAUUGUAUCAUUAUUAUAUUGCUUAUAUAAGCCAUAUUUAUACAAAACUGGUAAAAGAAAAAAUGGCGCUACUACUAAAAAUAGACAAGAUAAAAAAGGCCUUUUGAAAAAUCGAUCUUCAUUAGAAAUGGAUGAUAAUAUAUUUAAAGAUAAAUCCGAAUAUAAAAUAAAAAAUAAGCACUUAAUUAAAAAUGAUAAUUAUAGUGGCAUGUUUUACAAUUGUGAAAGUGAUAAUAAAUCAACAAAUUCUAUAAUUUCCACAGAUUUAGAGUUAAGGAACGAAGACGACCAGCAUAAAGAAAUUGAACAAAUUAAUAAAGAUAGUCAAUCAAGUCAAAAUAGAAUAUCUAUGAGUAUAGAAAAAAUUGAAUCAACUAGCUCCAAAAAUUUUAAUGGACAGAAUGCUAUUAAAGAAAAGAAACAUUAUUUAUCCAAUAAAAGAGGAAAGAAAAUAAAAAUUCGAUUCUGCGUAAAUAAUAUAUGUUUAAAAACACGGCAAUUAAAUAAUGAACACAUAUUAACAUUAAAUAUAUAUGAUUUAAAUUAUUAUUUAUAUACCUAUCUUUAUAAUUAUACCUUUUUUUUCUACAAUAAUAAUGAGGAAGUGAGCUUUUAUCUAAAUAAAAAUGUCAAAGAGAUAAAAUUUGAAGGCAUGUAUCCUUUGGAAGAUGAAAAAAAAAUAAACAAAAAUAGAAAUAAAAAUAUAUGUAUAGAUACAAUAUGGUAUGAAUAUUCAGAUUCAGAUAUGAAGAAUAAUAUUGCUAAUUAUAAUAAAAUGAUAAAGGAUGAAAUUCAAAAAAAAAAAGAAAGAAAAAAAUCCAAACAAAAAAGAAAGAUGCUACAAAAUAGCAAAAAGACAAAUUUUAUACAAAUGGAAUUAACAUUUAAAACAAGCUUAAGCACAUAUGAUAAUAUGUAUAAUGUGCAUGAUAAUAUAAUAAAUCCAAUUACAAUGACAUUAUUAAUAAAUGAAGAAUUCAAGCACUUUCCUAUUUUAUAUGUAAAUUUUUAUACAACCAGUAUAAACUUAAAUAUCACAACAUCCUUUUUAUAUUUAUAUAAAUAUUUAUAUUACAACUUAAAUUUUAAAAACGAUGUGAAUGAAGUUAAAAAUUCAAAUAUAGAAAUUUAUAAUGAUUUGCAUUCAGAAAUUAUAAUUUUUUAUAAAACAAGAACAAAAAAUAAUAAAUACACAUGGAAAUUAAAUAUUAUUAACAAAAAUGAAUAUCAUAAAUUUCCUUGUGAAUGUUUAUACUUUUGUAUUAAUAAAAAGAAAGGAAAUAAAGAUGUAAAUUCAGAAUAUUUUAGAAAUAAUAAAAAUUCAGACGAUUUUAUAAUAGCAAAUGAAAAUGAUCUAAGUAAUGUAUUUAAAGAUAUUAGUCAAAUAGGUUUUAAAGAACACCAUAUAUAUAACACUAUAGCUAAGGAAGAAAAAAAAUUAUUAUAUGAUAAUACUCAAAAUGUUUAUGACAUUUUAUAUCAGUUUUCUCAUAAAAUGCCUUUUCUAUUUAGAAAUUUGAACUAUGAUAAUAAAAUUAUAAAUAUUAUUAAAAAACAAUCAUCAUGGAUAUAUAUAGGAGUUCUAUAUACUGACGAUUUAUAUUCCAGAGCUUAUAAAGUUCCAAAUGUUAAACACAAAUUGCUCGUCGAACCAGAAAUAAUACGAAAUACAUGGUGUCUUUCUAUUGGUACAUGUAUACAGAUAGAAAAUAAUACAGGUUUAUGCUUCCGAAUUUACAAAGAAGGUAAAACAAAAUAUUUUUCUGGGGUUAAAUUUAAAUGGAAAUUAAGAAGAAAUAAAAAAACAGGAGGAAAUGAAAUAAAAUGGGGAGGAUCCGAAUGUGAUUUUGAAAGUACCCAAUUUGGAGAAAAGAAAAAAAAUAGCAAAUUCAAAAAAAAUGAUAAUUACAGUAACAAAAAUAUGAAUAUGUUUAUUAUGCAACGUGAGAAGAGAAAAAAAAAAGAGAAAAAGUUAAAAAAUGGAGACUAUAUUAAUGUAUUACCAUUUAGUAAAAGAGCUAUUCCAUUAUUUUGGUUAUAUGAUUGUUCUUUGCCCUAUAUUAAAAUUUUGAGAAAAAAAGAAAAGAAUGAUAAUACGAAAAAAACAAAGAAAAAUAAUAAUGAUGAAAAUAUAGAUAUAGAAUCUGUACCAUUUCAUAUAUUAUAUAAAUUAUUAAAUAAAUACUCACUAAAUAAUAACAAUUUAUAUCAAAAAAAAUUAAAUAUAUCUCCAUCAGAUUUAGUUUUUAAGAGCUUAUUAAUGUUUUAUUGUUAUGUUAAGGUAAAAGAUGUUCCUACUCAACAUAUAAAAGAAACGUCAUAUAGUUACUCAGUUGUAAUAGAACCAAUGGUUACAAUUAAAAAUAAUUUACCAAAUCCUAUGACAAUUAUAAUAUCUUGGAAAAAAGAAAAAAAAUUAUUUAAUAUUAAUAAAAAUAUUAUUAAAAAAAAAACUGUAUAUCCAAAAAAAUUAAUGUCUAAAAGCAAUUACGAAAUGAAUGACGAUGUAGCAAAAAUAUUAAAAAAAGAAGAAUUAUAUGCUUUAGUUUUGCCUCAUCAUUAUUGGUGUCUUCCUAUAUGUACACAAUUAUUUUACAUGAAAAUAUUUUAUCAUGGUGUGCAGAUAGAAAAAAUGAAUUUUAUUUGUGAUUAUACUAAUCAAGUAAAAACAUAUUUUGAUUAUUCUAAUGUUAAGCUACCUGAUUUGAUGGAAGGACUUUAUAGUAAUAAUAUUAAAAAUAGAAUUAACUCAGAAAAUCAUGAUAAGGAAGUUUACUAUCAAAAAGGAAACACAAAAAUUGCAUAUAAUAAUUCGGGUCUUAAUGUUGUAACUGACAAUAACAAUAACCGAUCUAAUGAUGUUCAGAAUAAAAAUAGACUUGACCAUUCGGUUGAAGAAGAGUAUGCAUCGAAUAAUGGCGAAGAUAUGAACAGAAAUAUAAAUUAUUUGCAAUACAAAAAAACAAAUUAUCAAUCUAACAUAGCUAGGAAUAGCAUUUUAAUGCAUUAUAAAAUUAUAAACUAUUUUAACAAUGGUGAAAAUAAAUAUAAUAAAAAUGAUUCUAGUGAUAGUGGUAAUAGUAAUAAUAGUGAAUAUGGAAUGAAUUUAUAUGAUAAUAUAAAAAAUAUACAAAUGCUUGAUUGUAAUGAUGAAAUAAAUAAUAGUAAUAACUUUUUAUAUGGCACUGAACAUUUUUUUCCUAUAUACAUGCCCAAUGCAGAUACUAUUACUUCAACAAAAGUAUUAUUUCAUAAAUAUGGUUUGAUUGGAAAUAUAUUUACACAUGAUGAAUUAAAAUUUAUAUAUUUUGAAAAUAAAAUAAGCCACAUGAAUAAAAAAAUAUAUGAUAACCUUCAUGUUUUUAAAACAAUAAAUAUAUCAACUGACAUAUCUAGAAGAAAAAUAGAUUUUUAUUUCCCAUUUUUCUUUGAAAAUACCACAAAUGUGUGCAUAUAUUUAAAUAACAAAUUAUUACCACCUAAUAGCCGUUUGUAUAUGACUGAAGAAGAGGCAAAAAAUAUUCGCAUAAAAUCUUAUAAGCAUGAUAAUAUAAAUAAUAAAAUAUUAUGCAGUAAUGUUACUGGCAAGAUUGAUUGCACCAAAACGAAUGUGACAAGACCUUUAAUCAAUUUAAUAUAUAGAAAAAUUAACCGUAAGCAAAAGGUACGAUUUUGGGGGAAAUAUGAGCAAAUACGAAAAGGUUAUGAAAACGUUAUUAAUUUAAAGAGCCAUCAAGAAAUCGAACAAAAUGAAAUAGACAAAAAUGAAAAAAACCAAUACGAAAUAAAGGUAUUAGAAUACGUAGAGAAACCAAAUUUGGAAGAUAAUGGCGAAACAAAUACAGAAAAUAAUUUUGUUAAUGCAAACUCUAGUAUUCUAAAUGAUUCUUGUGAAAUUAACACAUUAGACAAAAUAAACAAAAAUGAUCUCGUUGAAAAAGAAAGACAGUGUACCAUAAAUGAAGAGAAAAACGAAGAUAAGGAAGAUAAUGCAGAAAAAAUUUACUUAGAUAAAAAUUAUGAAGCUGAAAUUCCUUUAGAUCAUUUACAAGAUUCAUUCUUUAAUUCAAAUAAUAAGAAAGAUUCAUAUAAUCCUCGGGACUCCAAUUUCUCAGACAUUUCAGAUGAUACAAAUAGAAGCAUAGAAAAAAACACCGAAAGAAAAAAAAGAUCAAAAAAACGUGACCGUUAUAUAAAUCCAUUUAAAACAAUUCUGAUAACUAAAAAAAUAUUAUUUGCAGAUAAAAAAAACAAAAAAACAAAUGAAAGCGUAGAAGAAUUAAGGUCAUUCGAUAGAAAAAAAAAAAAGAGAUUUACAUUAUUUAAAAUGAAAACAUUAAAAAAAAAUAAAGUAAAUGAUGAACCGAAUGAUGAGUUUAUAGACGAUUUUGCAGAACAAGACAUAUAUGAAAGAAAUGAGGAAGAUUUGGAAGACAGUGAUUAUGAUUAUGAUAAUACAAUAAAACAAAAAAAUGAAAAAGAGAAAGAAAAAGGAGAGGAAAUAGUAACACCCAAAAAAAAAAAAAACAAAUAUAAAAUAAGUAAUAUAACGAAAUACAAAAUUAUAUUGAACAAAAAAAAGAAAAAUAAAAAAAGAAGCAUACUUUACAAUAAUAAUUACUCCACUAAGCAGCAUAAAGACAAAUCUUUUAAUGCAGAAAACAAUAGUUAUAAAAGUGAAAUAAUAGGAUCAUUUAUUUCUGAUAACGAAAAGGAUUAUGAUAAUUUUCAAACGUCCAAUUUUAAAUAUAAUAUAUCAAAUUUGUUCAAAGAAAAUGACGAUAUUAUAAACGAUGAGGAGUAUGAUGAAGAAAGAAAUCCAGAAGAAAAAGAAAAUAGCGAAAGAGGUGAUGAAAUGGGUGAAAGCAAAUAUAUGAUAAAUGGUAUGAGCAAGAUUAAAAAACUUAAGCGAAGCACACUUUUGAAGUUUAAUAUGAUGAAAAGAAAAUUUAAAAAUAAACAGAUUCUAUGGAAAAAAGGGGAACCAGAUAAAAGCCAAAUAGAAAAUAUGGAAAAUAUUUACGAAAAAACAAAUACCAAUGAAAAAAAUUCAAUAAAGGAAAUGCUAAAAUUUUCAUCUCCGUUUAACAUCAAGAAAAAGAAUAAAUGGAAUAAUAGUAAAAAUUAUGACACUUCAUUAAAUAAUAAUGAUAUGGAAUCGAACAAAAUAGAUCGUUCUAAUAGUAUAUUAUCCAGAAAAUUGAGAGAUAGUAAUAAUAAUUUUAAUAAAGGGGAUGAAAAUGAAACAAAGCUUAUUUUAAAUAAUAAUAAUAGACAUAGUGAAAUAUCACAUGUUAAAUUUGAGGAUAGCGAAUUAAACAAUAGUUGGAAUAAAAAAGAAGACAACGAAAAAUGGGUAGAUGGAAAAAAUUCAAAAAAUAAUAUUGAAAAUGUAGAUAUUUCUCAAAAUAAUAAUAGGUCACAAUUAACUAGUGUAAAAUUACCAUUUAAAUAUAUAGAUAGAAAUAAAUCCGAAAGAAAAAGGUUUAAAAAGCAAAAUGAUUAUUAUGAGGAUGGAGGUGCUUCUUUAGGAAUUUGUGUAAGAUAUGCAGAAGAGCCUUUUAAUAAAUCGAGAAUUGUUACAUUCGUUAAUAGCUACAUUUUUAUAAAUAGGUUGCCAUUUGAUGUUAAAAUAGUGGCAUCUAAUCCUAGAGGAACAAAUGAUGUUUAUGUAAAUUCAAAAGUACUGAAUGAGGACGAUACAAAUAAUUCCAUAAAAAAUAUGGAAUUAUCAAAUGUAAAAACCUGUAAUUAUAAUAUUAGCAAUUCUAGCAAUGUGUAUGAUAAUAAUUCAAAAAUAAAUAGUGUCAAUGAGUUAGCAGAUAAAGAUUUAUAUUCCAAUAAUUCCAAUUAUAUUAAAAGUAAGGAUAAUGAUGUGUAUUUAAAUAUUCAAGACCAAAGCUUACGUGCAAGUUCAUGUAAAUUUGAAGAUAAACAACUUAAAAAUGAUAUGAAUUAUAACAAUAUGGAUAAAAAUUUUAGCAAAAACAGUAAAACCGAUUUUUCAGAAAAUGAAAUACUGAAAGAAAAACAUAUAAGUAAUGAUAAUAAUAAGAAUAUGGCAAUUUCGGAAAUUAUUGGUGAUGAUAAAAAUAAAGAAAUGGAUAAUAACAAGGAUCGUCAAUAUAGUAAUAAAUCAUUAGUACUCUCAAAUAAUGAAACAUAUAUAAAGAGUGGAGAAAUAUCCUCAUUUCAUUAUCAUAGAAAUUAUUUACAAAUAAAAGACAGUCAUGGUCGCUAUAGUUCUUUGCCAUUUUCCUUAAUUCCUAAAAAUGUUCCUGCGAAUUUCCAAAUAGAAUUACAUAAUAUGAAUAAAUCACAAUUGGAUAACACAAAUAAUUUAUUAGUAGAAGUAAAUGUUUGUAGUGGAUUAUUCGGAGAUAAACAACAAUUACCUUAUACUUAUAAUGGAUAUUUUUAUAUUCUUACUUUACCCGUUAGACCACAAUUUGAGAUCAUAAAUACUACUAAAUAUAUGAUAGCAUACUUAACACAGGUCAAUAGAUAUACAAAAAAAUUAUAUUUGAAUAAUAAUUAUGAUACAUAUUUAAAUAUAAAAAACAAAAAUAAUGAUUCAUCUGUAAAAAUUGUUUAUCCAUAUCGAUCUACUUAUUAUACUUUACGGCAUAAUAAUGAGAUAGAAUCUUCAAAAAUCGCUCUUAAAGUUGUAGGAACUCAAAAAAGUGCUUGGACAGUUAAUCCUAUUAACUCAUUUAUAGAUAAUGUAAUUUCAUUGCCAUAUAAAAUAUGUGAAGAUAAUGAAACGAAUUUUAUAUAUCCUCGAAAAAAUAGAUAUGCUGAUAUUAAUAGUGCUAAGAAACAUAUGAAUGAAUCACAAACAGGUAAUUUUUAUAAUAAUCUCAGUAAUUUCCAUUUAAAAAGUGCUAGCCCAAAUAAUAUGAAAAAUAAUAUGAAUGGAUUGAUUAUGAGUAAUGAUAAUGCUAGUAGGAUCAGUAAAGAAUGUAUUAAUAAUAAUAAGGAAAUGAUUAGAAGUAUAAAUGCUGAGGAUGAUAAUAGUUAUAAUAAAAAUACAGGUCAUAAUAAUAAAAAUAAUGAUGAUAAUGACAUUUUGAAAAGUAAUAAUACAAAUACAAUCAAUAGAUUUAAUGAAUAUACAGAAAAAUUCGAUGGUAUAGAUCAAAUUCAUAAUUCAGCCCAUAAUACAAACGAAAUAAAUUUCAACAAAUUUUAUUAUAAAAAAAAUAGCGACAUUGCAAAUCAGAAAAUGGUAUCCAAAAAAUUAUAUUCGUUUUUAAUCAUAAGGGAUAAUGGAAGUAGAGCUAUUGUUAUAACAGAAAAUUAUAAGUUAGCUAAAAAAAUAGUAAUCACAAAAAACUUUAGCAAAAUACAUAAAUUAAUCGAAUUAAAUAAUAGGAAACAAAUAUUGCUGUCUAAUAAAAAUGGUAGUAUUAAUAAGAAAAAAAAAUAUAUUAUGGACUAUAAAAAAAUGAAUUUUGUAUAUUUUAAUUUUCCAAAUAUUCCUAUUAUAUAUAAUAUAAAUAUCCCGAGAUUAACUAUUACUUGGAUACAUAGACAAGACGUAAUAAUAGCUAUGCAUUUGACAAAAAUAAAAUAUAGUAGCCAUAUUUAUCGAAAAGAAAUUAUGAAUAGUAAUAUAAAUAAAAUGUUUACACCAAUAAAUAUUUUACACAGAAAGGAAAUAGAAGAAUAUUUUCAACUUGGAUUUUUAAAUAGUAAUAUAGAUUCGAUUUUUAUGAUAAAAAAUAUACAUAUUGACCAUUUUGUAAAAGGAGAUAUUCCAGUUAUAUUAAAAAAUACAAAUAUAGAAGACAAUGAAGAUGUAUUUUUAUAUAUGCAAAUGCAACAAUAUUGUGUGGAUUUUCAUAAACAAGCGCCAAUUUAUCAAAGCAUUAAUAUUAAAAUAUCACCAUUAAAUGCAAAUAUUGAAUUACUGGUUAUAGAACAAAUAAUAAGAAUAAUAGAAAACGAAAAACAAUUAUUACUUCUAUACGAAAAGGAAGAUAAAUUAUUACCACCUCUCAUAUCUACAUCAGAAAAUGCUAAAGAUGCGAUUGGAACUACUUUGAAAAUAUACUCUGAUAAAAACUUUUUAAAAUUAUUAUAUAUGAAUGAUAAUAUAAAGACUAUCGAGGGAAAUGAUUUAACAUCUUUAAACAACAACAAAGCAACAAAUAAUAGCAUAAUUAUGAACAAAUUAAACCAAGAUAAAAAUAAUUAUACGGUUUUAGUGCGAAAUAAAAAGAUAACAGAAAACAUAGAAGCAGACAUAAAACCAAAUGUAUAUUCCUAUUAUUUUAGUUCACCUAAAGAAAAAAUGUUCAAAAAAAAUAAUAUAAUAAAUUUGAAUAACAGUUCAGACAAUAUUGAUUCAGAUGACUCAACAAAUAGUUCUAAUCACAUUAAUUCACAAGAAACUAAUAAAAAUAAAUAUAAUAAUGCAUUAUAUAAAAAAAAUUGCAAAGCAUUAUUAGGGUAUUAUAAAUAUAAAAAAAUCCAUAAUUUAAUUAAUAAUACUUAUUAUAAUAUCAACAAUAUAAGUGAUGAACGAUUAUUACCCAUAAAAAUCCAAUAUUUCAAAAAUCAACAAAUUUUUAUGAAUACUUUUUCAUCACAUUUAUUUUUGCACCCUAAUCCAAGGUGGGUAGACAAUAAAGUAAGUAAACCAGUAUAUAUAAAAGAACUUAAAAUACACCCUAUAGAAAUAAUUGCUUCUAUUAGAACAUCAGAACAUCGAAUAUCUCGAAGAAUAUUACAUAUUGUGGACGCAUUGCCAUUAGAUACUCCCUCUAUGUGUAUACAUUUAAUAUCCCAAAAAAGAAGUUAUAUGGUUUGUACAUGGAAUAGCCUUGUUCAAUCAUUAAAGGUAACAUAUUUUAGACAACUAUUGAGGCAGUCAUUACCUAGUGCAUGGUUAUCUAACCCUUUUGCAUUUAUUAAAGGAUUUAUUAAAGGGUUAUAUGCUUUAUUUAAAGAAACAAUAAGAGGAGUUAAAAAUAGUUCUAAUUUUUUUGAUGGAUUUAUGUCGGGUUUUAAGUGUGGUAUAAUCAUAUUAGUUGUUAAUACUAUUGGAGGAUUAUUUCAAUCAUUAAGUCAUAUGGUAAAUGUAUGUCAUAAAAUAAUGGGAGGUUCUAGGCCAAGACCAUCAAGUAUUUUAGAUUCAGUAAUAUUAGGAUUGGAUGGAUUGAUUCUUGAUACAUUUUAUAGACCAUGGGUUUCAUUAUUUACUGAACCACAAGUUUCUAUUAAUAAAGGAAAUAGCACAUUAAGGACAAUAUGCAUCGUAAUUGUUUGUAUUCUUAGAUGUAUAUUUUCACCAGUUUUUGGAUUAUUAAAUUUUUUUGCAUCUAUAACUGAAGGAUUUUCAAAUACAUUAAUAGGAGAUUUCGAAAGAUUCUCUAGGAUACAAGAACGAACAGAAUUUGAAACAGAAAAAGAGCCGACACGAAUGGGAAUUAUACGAAAGAAAAAAAGUAUGAAAAAACAUAGAAAAUAA
Plasmodium vinckei vinckei is the source of this 26646-nucleotide messenger RNA. RefSeq names its product conserved Plasmodium protein, unknown function. The record is from RefSeq and is a predicted model, not a curated record. The transcript has 4 exons. Lineage: Eukaryota; Apicomplexa; Aconoidasida; Haemosporida; Plasmodiidae. Bases 1 to 26646 code for a protein of 8881 amino acids.